AUGGAGAAGUAUCGCCGAGUGAAAGUCCUCGGAAAGGGGAGCUUCGGGAAGGCCUUUCUGGUCGAAAACACUGCUACUGAGGCUGUUAUGGCUGGAAAAAUGAAAAUGAUCAACCCAGCACCUGAUCUUGCUAUAAUGAGCGUUUCCGUUUGGGUCCUUAACUACUUUGCUGCUAAAACAAACCGGAGAGCUCUCUAGACGCUUCCGGUUCGCGAUAUACUUGAUUAGUUAGCGCGCGGUCUGGUUAUCAUACUACUGGCAAGGUUAUGCCUUGUCCUUCAUCAGUAAAAAGUCUAGUCAUUUCACGAUAUUGUUCCCAGCACGUGAAAAAGCAGCGUGGCAUCUCCUUCUGUGAUGUUUCGCUGAAGACACUCGUGCAAAAUCAAUUAGAGUCAGCUUUUCCAUGUGACAACUCGUUCUUCAUCAUCAGUUGUUGCUGUCCGAGCUUUCUCAUAUUGACAUACUGUCCGAGCUUUCUCAUAUUGUCAUGCUGUCCGAUCAUCAGUUGUUGCUGUCCGAGCUUUCUCAUAUUGACAUUUGGAUCCUUCUCCCGAUCUCUAAUAUCCCAUAUCCACCCAGACUUCUGACUUUGUCUCCAUAGCUCUAACCCACACGCCCCACCCGGCACGGCAGACUCCCCCCCUGCUGCUACUUCUUUAUGCGUCGUCAAGCAGAUGGAGACGGGAAUGAUGACACCAAAGCAGCGCUCUGAAGCGUUGAAAGAAGCCAGUGUCUUGCGACGCAUGAUCGGACACCCUAACAUCGUCGCUUUUCAUGAGGUGUUUAUUACGAAGAAGGGCAGACUCUGCAUCGUGAUGGAUUACUGCAAUGACGGAGAUUUGCAUCAGAAAUUGAAGGCGCAAAAAACGAGGAUGGCGACAGCUCUUGCGGGAGAAGCUUCUUCUUCAUCAUCAUGUGGUCGUAGUAGGAGUGGGGGUAGCGGUGGUGGUACAACCAGCUCUUCAUCGUCAUCCACUUCCAACCCGAGUAGCAGCAAGAAGAGUCGCGACUUGUUACUUCCCGAAAAAGUAAUCACCGACUGGCUCGCCCAGAUCUGCUUCGCUCUUCAACACGUUCAUUCGCGGAAAGUUCUACAUCGGGAUUUGAAAACGCAAAACGUCUUCUUGCAUUCUCCUUUGAGAGGAGAAAACGAGGAAUUCGCUGAGGACGUCGAUCAGAACGUCUUGUUUGGACAGCAAAUACUCAAAUUAGGCGACUUCGGUAUCUCCAGAGUUCUUGAUGCAACAAAAGACUACGCGAAAACGAUGGUCGGGACGCCAUACUACCUGUCACCAGAAAUCAUCGAGGACUUGCCUUACAGCUAUCAGAGCGACGUGUGGUCGUUGGGAGUGAUGCUGUACGAGAUGUGCACGCUGAAGCAUCCUUUUGACGCAGAGUCUCUCCAUUUCUUAGCGGUGAAGAUCCUGAACGGCAAGUAUCCUCCGAUCGACAGCGAAUUGUACUCUCCAGAGUUGGACAGCUUGAUUCGGCGGAUGUUGUCGAAAAAUCCCGGUGAGCGUCCGACAGUGUGGCAGAUCAUCCAAAGUCCUUUGUUGCGGGAGUCAAUUUUCGACGUAAACGAGCGGUUUCACUUCGGUUGGGAUUUGUCAACGUUGCGGUUGCCGGAAGAAAAGGAGGAGGUUGAAGAAGAGUCAACAUCUUUUGACGAGGAUGUCACUGAACGCGAACAGAGGACUGCUCCCGCUUCAUCUAUCGAGGUUGAAGAACCACAGGAGAGGACGAAUCACGAUAACGAGGUGGAGGAAGUGAUUUUGGAUGAUGUUGUCACCGGUGUCCCUGUCGCUGCGUUGGGCAAAAAUAGCGCAUCUCCAACACGGCACGACAAAAAAUCCGCAGACCAGGCAGAUGAAAGCCCAGCUCCCUGUUCGUCUGGUGGCUCUGGAGGUAGUGGAGAGCUGAAGAAGACGACGCGAGGUGGGCUAGGCGUGAUGGAAGAACUACUCUCCGAUCGCGAAAAAACAGGGACUCGACGUUUUCUACGACAAUGCGCGAAACCACGAGCGCAGCUGCAAGUAGACGCUUCUGAAUCUGAUAGGGCGCAGCAAGUAGACGCUUCUGAAUCUGAUCGACGUAGGAACAAAAGUCAAGAAUUCGAGGAUGACCUUCCACCAUUAGUUGUAGAGACUCGCAGUUCAGUUCCAAGAGAGCAGAAUACUAAGCAGAGAAACUACACUACAGCUAGGACAUCAUCUUCAGUAGAGGAGUAUGAUGAUGGAAAUGGACUAGUCCCCAGCGAUAUGGUGCAUUCGCAUGCGCCGACAACGAUAUCGGCAAGUCUUCUGGAACGGCAUAGGGAUCGACACGCACACGUCUCACGUGUUGCUUCUGCGAAUGGUAGCCUACUUGCAGCUUCUUCAUCGUCUACUUCUUCGAGUAGCGCUUCUAUGUCUGCGUUAACAGAGAGGACGAAAGAGGGCGACAAUAUUACCCUGCAGCCCGCCGAUAGCGGUACUGCAGACAGAAGUUGCUCUUCUUCCUCAUCUCAGAUGAACCUGACGCAUUCUCCCUUCGAAUCAGAACAACAGAACAUAGGCUUAGGGAACCACCUAGACACCAUAGCCGAAGACGCUUCAAGGGUUGAAGAGGAGUGUGAAGAGGAUUACGAUGAAGAGGACUAUGAGGAGGACUUCGAGGAUGAAGACUGUUACGACGAUGAUGAGGAUUUUGAGGAUGAUGUAGACGAGGAAGAAGAGUCAACAUCAUCAACUACCAGAAGUGGUGCCGGGAGAUCAUCGGGAUCACCAAAUGAAAUUCAAAAAAGCGUGGAGCCUUCUUCGAAUUCAUCUCGCAAAAGUGGGAGUGGGAGAAGGGAUCAAAUGUUUCGGCAGAUUGAUAUCAACAGCUGCAGCGUUGACGGCAAAGACAGCGGGAACGGACCUUUCGCUGCAGGUCGGUUAGUCGUUGAUGUCCCGACCGAGGGUGCGCCGACGAGUACCACUAGGACAGCGACUUCUCAGAUCAAACAUGCAGAACGACCGUUCUCUAGUCCCUUAAUCUCAUCGAGAAGAUCAAAGACUUCAGCUACGGGCGCCUCCGAUCCAGCCGCGUCCUCAUCCUCUUCCUCGAGCACCAAGAAGCAAGAAUACCAGGCAAAGGCGGAAAGUUUGCGUGCAUAUCUAGCAGGCCAGCUGGGAACGUCACUCUUUCAGAGGGCUUAUGGAUUGCUGACUGAGAAAGAAGACUCUUCUGCUUCGGCACAAGAGCUCUUGGUCGACGAGGGGCAUCAACAACUUUUGCCUCUGUUGCAACUGUUGUGUUUAUUGGAGGAUAUUGGAACUGGUGGAAGAAGUAGGGGAAGGGAGAUGGUCUAG
Amoebophrya sp. A25 is the source of this 3332-nucleotide messenger RNA. NCBI's taxonomy places the organism in Eukaryota, Dinophyceae, Syndiniales, Amoebophryaceae. The record is from the annotation of a GenBank genome assembly.